Messenger RNA from Pseudoliparis swirei, 10034 nucleotides. RefSeq names its product ephrin-A3a (gene efna3a). Gene Ontology annotation, biological process: axon guidance; ephrin receptor signaling pathway. Gene Ontology annotation, cellular component: plasma membrane. NCBI's taxonomy places the organism in Eukaryota, Metazoa, Chordata, Actinopteri, Perciformes, Liparidae. Gene Ontology annotation, molecular function: ephrin receptor binding. The transcript is spliced from 5 exons. The coding region runs from base 7283 to 7948 and encodes 221 amino acids. The record is from RefSeq and is a predicted model, not a curated record.
CAGAAUCAUCGCUAUCAUCGCUGUCACAAUUCACUAAAUGGGGAUAGUCUGCUUUUAAAGGUUCAAACAAGUAUCCAGUUGCUGAAUCAGACAAUCUUUCAUCGUCCAUAUUAUCAAUCUCUCAGCAUUUGUUUGCGAGCGCUCGACGUUGUUUACAUUGGUAUCUGAACACAUCCGCUGCGGCUGGCUGUCGAUCUAUCAACGAUCUGACGUCACACCACCCGCGACAUAUUCAAGCUCCAGUGCACUGUCGCAUGUCGGAGUUGAGGACUUUGAACAGCCUAAACUACGUAUUGUUAUUGAAUACUGGACCGUCAGUGCAUGAAUAACCUUUAGAAACACACUAUCUUUUGAUCUGACUACAUAUUGUUUUGCACUACAGGUACCCUUUAAGUGUCUGCUGAUGACGGCCUCCGUCCGGCUAAUUACUGGCCAUUAAAGGACUUCAGAGGCACCGUGAGGGCGAGGAGAGAAGCCAUCCUUUACGAAUACAUAGAAGCAUACUCGAUUGCUUCCUCAAUCAAUGUUCGUCCUGUGGUCGGUCCCGGCUGCUGAUUGGAGCGUGGUUAUUGACUAGGCCGUUGUUUGCUUUGUCGUACUAAACCAAUGCUCGGAGCUCCACGAAGGACAGACCCGAGUGGGAGUGAGAAACAACAACUUGUAGCGGGGGAAAUAGUGCAUUGUCGUGUAGUUGUUGCAUCGGGUUUACGUAGGUAUGUUUUGUGCUUCGUGCUCUAACGAAGGGCGUCGACUCAACGCCAAGACGCAGCCGCAGGGAACAAAGCGCUCGACAAGAGCUUUGCCUUUACUCGUAUUGAUUUGUUGUCAAUCUUGGAGAAGCAGAGAGAUUUUUCUGUCCGUCUCUCGUGUGCUUUUACAGCAACAAUAUCAGUCAGAUCAAUAUACAGUUAAUACAUAUUAUCGUUAAUAACUCAUCAGGAUAUAUUCAUUAGGCAGGAUGUUAUUUGUAUUGAACAGCCGAUUACACAGGAUUUCUUUACUAGAGAUCAAUUUGGAUUUGUACUUAUUUGUUAUUACUCUAUUAAUAAUGCAACAUUAUGAUUGAGAGGACAGCGGCACAUUUUCUGACCUUUCUGAUUCCUCCUCCUCAGCAGUUUAAUUCUCCUUUUUGAUCAUUUGUCUUUCAUUCGAUACUCUCCUCUCAUCCCGGUUUUGCAUAAUAUCAAUUAAACUAUUUAUUUACAGAUAAUAAUACAACAAACAGCUAAAUGUUUUGUUACGUGAAUCGAUUAUGAACCUUUUUGGAUUCUCAGUGGUGGAAAACAUUCCUCUCCAUGUAAUCGUCAUGCUACUUUACUCCACUUUAUGUUUGCUUCUUAGACACAUGCAGCUCUGCUCUUGUUUUCUCUCUCUUUAAUAUUUCAUGCCUAUAUUUAUAUCUUUUCUGGAUGUGCCCUAGCACGUCCCGACUGAAGAAACAAUAUAUUCUGUCCUUUAAAAAAAUAAAAAAACAGGUUGUGAAUUCAGCUUCGGAUGGAAAAUCUGAACUUUUGUUCGAAAUAAAAAAAUGUCGCCAUCGAUAUUCCAACAAGUUCUCCAUAAUUCUGAAACGGGAACCACAGCAACAGGUGCCGUGUUAACACGGUGACUUUCAGCCAAAUGCGUUUGUGGUAACUUACAUGAAUGGUUGGCGUAGACAAGAAACACAGAUGAGUAUGUAAUUAUGACUGAUUGGAGGCUUUUAAAAACGCCGCCCACAUGUUCUGUUGUUGCUUUCCGCAGCUGCCGUCUCCACGAGCAGCCACGGGCUCAUUGGGCUGAGAGGCAAUACCGUAGUCACUCGUUAAACCAAAACACCGCCGCCGUCUAUGACCGCCGGCGAUUACACGUGUUGUCUAACAGCGGCCUGUGAACAGGGCGGGUGUUAGUCAGGCCCGUGUUGCAGCUCCAUGAACACAACGCUCCCCGGUCGAUGUCACGGUAUCUGAUGUUCUCUUGCACGAGCGCAGAUGGUGUAACGUUGCACGCCAGGUGUGUAUGUAUCUGACCACUAAAUACUGGCCACCUGCUCAUGUAUUCCAUUUACUUACCAGCAGCUAAUGGAUCUGUACAGUCAUUGUGUUCAGGAUGCAUUCCUGAUAUUUGGCGGUUAUUGCUCUUACACUGACGUAUGUCAUUAGUUUACAGGCUAUAAAAGGGACACUCGGGACAUUUCUGAACUUGCUUUUUUAAAUCACUUUGCAUCAAAUAUUGCACAGUGCAUUUAGUAACAGAAUGCAAAACUAAGUGAGCUGUGAGCCAAUGAGUCUGAAACCAGGUCAGGCCUUUUGUUAUGUCGAUAACAUGUUCACAUUUUAUACAGUUUUCGAAAUCUUGAAUAACAUAUUUUUUAUCGAUCAGCAAUUAUUCCAGUUUAAACAUAUUCCAUCCACACACAACCCCUGGAAGAAGAAAACGCAGGGUUUAUACUUCUUAUGCUUUCUUCGUCACACAUUUACUUCAUUCAGCUUUUGUAUGGACACCAUAUGUGGGAUGGCAGCCUGUUGUGAAGGUACAUUUCCACAAAGGCUGAUUCAGACUCUGCGUGACUCAUGCUUGUGUGUGCCUCGAUAACCAUAUGUAGUACUUCUGUUGAGCGAGAAAAGUAACGAACAACAAGACCAUCGUGGCAGUGCACUGUACCUCCCGUAGAAGGAAGCGACUGCGUGUGCGUACAGACGGCAGCGCUUUGCUCUUCAUACGCGGCGCACUCUCUCUAAACACUUUGUUCUUCUCCUUCAGACUGCGUUGCACUCUCUGUGAUGAUUGAAUCUUCUCCGCGCGGAGAAUAAACACUCAAAGGCAGCGUUUAUUUUCUCAGUGUUGGUUAUUUAAGUAUCACCGCUCUCAUUAGAUUGUCCAUCCUUGUUAAAUGUUAAUGUUGCUACUCUGUUGUCUUUCAUCUCUUUUUCUUAUAUCUCUCUUGUUUAUUUGUUUAUUGUAUGUACGAGGAGAGCAACGUGUAACCGGAGUCAAAUUCAGAAUCUUUUCUAACAAAUCAAGUCUUUUAGACCAGUGAAGUUUUUAUACAGCCUGAUAUCCUAUAACGCACGCAAUGGCUUUAAAAGGCCCAGUUCCCGAAGCAGCGGAAGCCCAAACCCUGCUGCAUUGUGGUUAUUAUUCUGCUGGUUUUCCAAGCCCUCAUAUGACGACCAUAUUUGUUUUCUUGAGAUGUAAUGUGCCCUUAAUCCCUGACAACUAACUCCAGACAUCAUGUUACUUUUUCCUCUGAACAGAUUGUCCUCAAAGUUCGUCCACCCGCUCUUCCGGCCCCUCUGUCCUUUACGACCAUUUACCAACACUUCGCUCCCCACCCGGAGGGCUCAGCCCUUCAUCCUAUUGCAUCCGAUUCCGGGCGUUCCCUCUUCAUCACCGCCCGGCGGCCAGGAACAUUGUUCUCGAUUGCUUGGCAGAUGCCAUUAUCCUGGGCUCGUAUCUUCACAAUCACGUUACCCAUUUGCACAGCUGCGUACUUACCGAAGCGAGGCAGGUUAAGCGCCACACUCGAGGGGGCAAACCGAUGGCGGCCCACCUGGAGCUCGGGCCAGGACUCUCCUCAGCACCACGUCAUUACCAAAAACACGGUUGGCCUUUCUUCCAUUGAGCUAAUGCCUCCAUGUGCCCUUCUCCAGCUCCCCUCAGUUUCUCAAACACUUUAGUCUUCUCUCACCUUCUCCGCCUCUCCCUCGAUUCCUGCACUGUCAUUUCUUCCUCCAGCCUCAAUCUAUCCGAGCCCCCAGGCUCUCUCUAUUACACUCUAAAAUUCUUUAUUUUUGUCCCUUCCUCUUUUCAUCCAUCCGUCACGUUGUCGCCUGGAUGGGUAAAGUGGAUUUAAGGGACUGCGAUAUGCAGAUUCACAGGAAAUAGAAGAGGCAUAGAAGGGAGGCUGACGUGAGGCUGACAGGUUGCUAACGCGACGCGGGCUCGAGAUGCGUCUUUAACACGCUCGUACUUACACACAGACAUGUUUAUUUGUCUGCCUCUCCAAGUUCACAGGCCUGUUGUUAUUUCUGUCACAGCUACUUUAUAUUCAUGUUUUGACAUUUCGCUAGAUUAACUGAUUAAUCAAAUGAAUUGUUGUUUACUGACACCGCCACUGGACAUAAAACUCAAUCAAGACAACCUCAUUUUAAUCCAAUAACAUUAAAGCUGAGAUUAGUCUGAAGUGAGACAUGCAUGGGAGAAGGGGAACCGAUGGGUUUAGGAAAUUAGAGAUGGCACAGAUAGAAGCCGAGAGGAAGACUAAAGAAACCCCACUGAGGAAGAACAAGCAGCACAUUUUCUCCUGCAGUAUUGCUUACGCCAGGAAUGAAGUCAGUUAGGAAAUCAAUACAAAGUCAACAAGGAUAUAUGAAAGAGUUGAGGCUGAUUGAUGAUAACAAAUUAUCUGAAUAAUCAAUAUGCCCAUCGCCGCUGUACACGAAUUAAUCACAAACAGAGGCAGGGCCGAGGUAACGAGCCGCGGUUACUGUUAGUGUCGUGUGCACCGGCGCCUGUUGCAAAGUACUAACCGUGCUGCGGCAGGAGCAGCGGGAGGCAAUGAGCAUAAACAGUGCAUCACAUAUACAAAAAACACCAGGCGUUCAAUAACUUAUGACACUGGGAAGUCUCAUUCAGUCGCAUGUUCGAAUACACACAAAGCACGCCAUCAAUAUGCAUGUGUGCCUCUGCCGGUCGAGACGAGGUGCAGAAAACAUAUUAGAUGUCACUCUCUGUAUUUUCGGUGCACUCCCAUUGCCUCUGUGCGGUCGGUGCGCGCAACAGGAAGCGAGCGAUCAUCCGAUCAUGAAGGAUUGGAAGAAUAUGCUCCUCGUAUGCAGCAUUUUCCUCCUGAGAGCGAGGCGACAACAGGAUGGCACAUGUGAGAGAGGAUGGAGGCGAGUGAUCCACUGGAGCCUCACAGAUAGGUGGUGGGACAGAGAGAGGGCGAGUUUGGGAGGAAGAAGAAGAAGAAAAAAGUGAUGGUUCUUGCUCUUUCAUCCGCGCCUUUACUCCAGUCGCCACGGCAACAUGCCUGGAGGGCACUCAAGAGAGGCGUCAUCACUGACAAAAACAACAGAGAGGCAAGGAGUGAGUGAGAGCAAAUGAGAGGGGCUGUUUGUGUGUGUGUGUGUGUGUGUGUGUGUGUGUGUGUGUGUGAGAGCUGAGACAGGAGAAAGUAUACGGCAGCAGAUCCACGGCUGACUCCGGCUACAUCUCCUCCCUCAAGGAGGUGUAUGACCUUCACAGAUGACCUUCAGCGACUCGGCUAAGUCGUGUAAUGAACACUCAUUCAUCACUGGUGGUCAUUCAGAUUAAUGUUUGGAUCGCUCGGCUAAAGUUUCACCAACAGAGUCUAUGGCCACGUUUAUGGGUGUGAAUACCACUGAUACCCCCUCUAAAAGGACACUAUUAUGAGAUAUGAAAUUGGCAGAGUUAAUCAAACCGAGGCUAAUGCCUAAUAUUUGGAAUUAACUGAGCCAUUAAUACUGCAGGCUGCCGUUAGGCUAGAUAGAGUGGUUAAACCACCACAGGCGAAAUUAAACAGGUUAAUUAAAGUCUGCACAUUUUCAUGCUCUUUUGCCUCGAUCUGUAUUUCACCGUGAGACACACACAUGUACGUGCGCACACAAUCACUCACACACAUGCGUGUUGCUACUAUCCUCGUAAUGACUUCCUGACUGUAUUCAUUUUCUAAUAUUAAUAUGAAUCCUCGCUCUCACUUUCACCCCCCCCCCCCCCCCCCCCGCCGGAUACUGAAUCGGAAAUAAUAAUUUCUCCAAACUUCUCUUUGACUCCAAUAGCCUGAAGAAUAAACAAUUUCUUUAAUAAAAAUACUCUCCCAUGCCUGUGCAUUAAAAACACGUAGUCGUUUUGCUAGUGGGAUUCUCCACCCGGAGCUGAUGAUGGAACGAUGGACACGUGGUGUUUUUAUUCCAGUGUCGUGUACGUGACAUUGGGUCGGGGUGUAGACUUAUUUAGACGCCGAUACCCCGAUUCAGCAUUUUUAGGCCACAUCACGUUUGUAAUUUGUGAUAUUGGGCUACAUAAAAUAAACUGAAUUGAAUUAAAUCAGAGGCUUUUCCAGUGGUUUCAAUAUCUGACGAGUUCAAUUAAAAUGCCUGAGCAAGCUGAACGACGUAUAGUCUGGUCCAGUAAUUAGGCCCGCUAGGCCCCAUGAUGGGCCCUGACCAAUCAGAGCCUGCUGUUUUUAACAUCUCAAAAUUGGGCCAUUAUCGGGUUGUCAUGUAAUCUGAUCCCAGCGCUCUCCACCACCAUGGAGUUGGUUUCUCCUCUAAUUCGUCAAACCUUUCCACAUCAAGCAGCUUCCCUUUUCUUCCAGUUGUUGACAAAGUUGUGAACAGCUUGCUUGUAAUUAACACUAAAGAUUAAACAUGUGAUAGUGAGUCAGUUCACAGCUGGAUUGGAGUCGUUUUAGUUUGAUCCCAGCUUAAUCCCAAAGUAAACACAGAACUUUAUAAAUUAAAAGAACAACUUUAUAGAUGUAAAGUAUGCUUUAACAUACCACUAAAUCUCACCUCAAACAAAACAUUAAACAUUACUGGUUCUAAUUAUUAUGUUAAUCUUGAACCUAUUAAUCCAAAAUGAAGAGGAUACAUUUUCUUCACACAACUGAAAUAAAAACAAAGGCACGCACGCACACACACACCUACACACGCACACACACACACACGCACUCCCGCGUGAGAGUGCAUGUGUUGAGGGGGCGGGGCAUCUCGGCCAUCUGAGGGCGGUUUUCUAGCGCUGUGUGCGCAGCUUGUGGCUUUCUGCUGCUGCUGCUGCUGGUACUGCUGCUGCUGGUGAGGGUGAUGGUGUUGGUGAUGAUGGUGAUGAUGAUGAUGAUGAGAGGAGCGCGUGCUACACAAUCCUUUCAGCGGAGAUGCAGCAGCGGCUUUAAAGCUGCGCAAAGAACAAUAAACACCGAGCGCAGGUGUCAGCUGUGAACGAUGAAAGCCGAACAGAAACCAGGAGAGACUUGAAAGUGCAGCAGCGGUUCACGAGGAAAGAAAGUGCACACAGAUUCACGCGCGUGGUGAAGAUGCCCAUAUGGCUCUCGUCGCAAUGGGAUUCGAGUUGAAGAACACGUAAAGCCCCUCAGAAGUCAUCCCGAUUCAACUCGUCGUCCAGGGAAACUUGAAAAAGCCUCUUUUUCUUCUUUCCUUUUCUUUUCUUCCUCUCUUUCUCCGCGACGCACCGGGAUGGUGUGAGCGCGGCGCGUCGAACCGGGACAGAAGGAGCGGGGACGCAGAGGGAAGAGAGGGCACGAGCACCGGAGGGGAUUAUGGCUCUCGCAACGUUUUCUCUGGGCCUCAUCACGCUGGCGCUCACGCACUGGCACCCGGCGAGAGCCAACGACCGGCACGCGGUGUACUGGAACAGCUCCAACCUCCUCCUGCGGAGGGAAGGAUACACAGUGCAGGUCAGCGUCAACGACUACCUGGACAUCUACUGCCCGCACUACAACGCCAGCCAGCGCGGGACGUUGGAGCGCACCGUGGCCGAGCAGUACGUCCUCUACAUGGUCAGCUACCGCGGCUACCGCACCUGCGACCCCCAGCUGGGCUUCAAGCGCUGGGAGUGCAACCGGCCGCACGCGCCUCACGCCGCCAUCAAGUUCUCUGAGAAGUUCCAGCGCUACAGCGCCUUCUCGCUGGGCUACGAGUUCAACGUGGGCCAGGAGUACUACUACAUCUCCACGCCCACCCACCACCACGGCCACAGCUGCCUGAGACUGAGGGUCUACGUCUGCUGCUCCACCGUUUCCCAGGCAGACGAUGACUCCAGCCCCGACUACACAGUGAGGCCAAACAUCAAAAUACACAACAUCGAUGAAUUUAACCCCGAAGUUCCCAAACUGGAGAAGAGCGUCAGUGGCAGCGGCGCCUCCCGGGACCGCCUUCUCCUCACCGCGGCGAUGCUGCUCCUGUCCGCCGCCCUUUUGUCCUAGCGACUCGUCGCCCCCGAUGGACGCUCCGUUCAAUGCUGGGACCGCCUUGUCCGACGGGCUCUGUGUCCACCACGUUGUUGUUGUUGUUGUGAGAGAGUUGGCAGAAAUACAGACGGAGAUAAAGUUGAGGCGCAAACCGAACCGCGAUCAAAAGGACACCUGGAACUUCACUUCACGAGACUUUUAAAGAGGAGAGGCCUUUCUUGCUGUCAUAUUUACACCAGUGCAUUUUGGACACUCCGUGCGUUGUCGUGUGAAUCCCACGACGCGGAGACCACACCCAAUAUUCAGAACCAGGCUUAAAGUGAGGAAAGAAAGUGGACUUAAUCGAGCCGGGAGCAGACUACACACUCUUAUUGUAGCAUGGAUGUAAAAACACGUGAGGAAGUCUUCUCAAUGUGGAUCCGUAGGCCUUGGACCACGGACAUGUGCUGGUGGACAGAACUCAUUGUCGAUGUAGUAAAGAGCAAGCUGGACUCUGGACCUGGACUGAUCUCACCUGGGCUACACAGGAUACGUCUGUGAUCAGCCAGUGAUGAGAACUGCUGCCGUUAUCCUGGACAUUGAAGAAUGUUUUCACACUGGUGCGUUCAUAAGAGCCCAAAGUGUUUCUCCAGAAAAGAGAAAGGCUUUGUGAGGACGUCCACGGGCCUUUUUUGAGAAAAUCAUUUUCAGCAGACACCGAAAAUGCCCGUGGCUUUUGUGAGCCCCAGAUGCAAAGCCCGCGUUUCUUAGAGGACAGCGAGUGCCCUCUCAGAACGAAUCCUUUGUCUGCGUUUCCUGCCUUCAAACUGUAACAACCGAGAAAAAUACAGACCCCGGACUAGUAAUUUGGCGGCACUUAGACGCGGUAGAUGUUUUUUCCCCCCCCCCGAUGCGUUUACCGUCAGCUCUCGGCGUGUAGAAUAUUCGGAUGUCAAACCUUUCUCCUCGCAGCAAUCAGCAGUCAUUCAGAACACCACUAAUUCACGAUUCUUAAAAACCUCUCUGCGCAGCAAGUUCGCCAUUUAUUCCCAGAGAACGCCAUCUAUUCCUUUUCCACUCCAGCGGCUCCCAGCCAAUCAAUGCUGAUGGCUAUUAAAGCAGACCCGGUCACCAUGGAAACGACCCGAAACAGCCGCCAGAGUGCGGCAGGUGCCUGAGGAGAAAUUGUGCUUUGAGUCUCAAAGUAACGCUGCCGCCAUUUUGUUUAAAAGAGAGGAAAAAAAGAAAAAACACGUGUGAAUGUGCAAAUAAAGAGUAGUUCACUUUUUUAUAUUGUAAUACAGGACAACGUAGGAUGGCAUUAAUCAGAUUACAGUGUUGUGCUUUGGGAAUUUAUUUACUUUUCAAAUUUAUUUAUUUUAACAUUAAAGUAUAUCAUUUAUCUAUCUAAUUUAUUCAUGUGCAUUUGUAGGCCUUUGCUCAAUAAGCUACUGUGCCAUUUUUGUAUUCUUUUUUUUUUAAACAGUGGAAUUUUUACUGCAGCAUUUUGCUUGUAUAGAUAGAAAGGCCGAUGUAGUUCAGCCUGAGGAAGAGAGAGGGUUAUUGGUGAUGACUGAUCGGGGGGGACGUACCCCCAGUCACCCUCCUCCCAUGUAACACACACCGCUAACCAGAUUGCGUUGCUGAUAUCUCGUCAUAAACCUGUGGACGCACAGACGGAGUUGAUGGAAGGCAUUCCUCCCUCGUGAAAACAAAGGAGUCUGCAUUGUAAUGUAUCUUUAUAAUACAUGCCGGCUAUGAAUGUGUGUGUGAGUGCGUGUGUGCGCGCGUGUGUGUACAUUUGUGUGCGCGUGUAUGUAGAACGUGUUCGUCUGCGCUUCUCCAGUUUGUUGCAUUUAGAAAUCCCGUGCCCGUGAAGGAGUCGUUUGUAGGAUCUGAAUAUGCAAGUGUGUGUGUGAGAGUGUGUGUGCUCUUCUGUGAUGUCGGUUUACGUUACGGGGUUUUGGGAAGCGGGUCGAAAAAGCAUUUGCUGGUGUCGAAGACAACCACAAGAAAUGUGUUUACCUUUGACAAGAACGAAAAAAAGAAGAAGAAAAAAGAAGCUGUACAUUGAUCCAAGAAUGAUUAAAACAAUGCCUAUUAAAAUCUUUUUGCAAAUUUA